AUGCUGGGUCAGCUUACUGCGAUCAGCGAUAGACUUGGUCGGCUAGAAGACGCACACGCAGCGCUGCUUGCGCGCACGCCAUCCUUGGAACCGGCAAACCCAGUGCAAGUCGAAGCCCUAGCUGGCGCGUCAGUCGAAGCGCCGCUGUUCGCCGCUGCGCCAGCCCAAGCAACUGCGACAACGCUGGCGGGCUGCCUCUUGACUUGGUAUGUCGAACAUAUCUGGCAAACAGUCAAAGGAAAACGAGAGCAGAAUAAGCGAGCUGAGGCAAAGGCAGCAGUAAACAUCAUGAUGGUUCUCUACCAGGCAUCCUUUGAAGUACCUGCUGAGCCGUCACGAAACGACUCCACCGCGUACCAAGCCUGGAAGCACCUAGUGUGGGAGCUCGCUCUCAAGAUGGACAACACAGCGAAUCAGCGAUUGCAUACCUUUGACCAGAAGAAGCCAACGCGCAAAGCAUCGUCGCUACGAAAGCGCUGGCGGCAGCUGCGAACGUCACAUCCCGACGCGUACCGCACGCUCGGCGCUCAGUUCCUUGCCUUGAAAAACAGUGGUGCAGUGACCGAUGCUUGUACGCCAGCGUCACACCAGUGGGGGGAAUCAGACUUGGCUUAG
Molecule: messenger RNA, 615 nt
Organism: Phytophthora sojae
Lineage: Eukaryota; Oomycota; Peronosporomycetes; Peronosporales; Peronosporaceae
Exons: 1
Coding region: 1-615 (204 amino acids)
Source: RefSeq, a predicted model, not a curated record